This is a messenger RNA of Drosophila innubila, 3797 nucleotides long. RefSeq names its product helicase SKI2W (gene tst). Gene Ontology annotation, cellular component: Ski complex. The transcript has 5 exons. Lineage: Eukaryota; Metazoa; Arthropoda; Insecta; Diptera; Drosophilidae. The coding region runs from base 125 to 3715 and encodes 1196 amino acids. Gene Ontology annotation, biological process: nuclear-transcribed mRNA catabolic process, 3'-5' exonucleolytic nonsense-mediated decay. Gene Ontology annotation, molecular function: ATP binding; RNA helicase activity; RNA binding. The record is from RefSeq and is a predicted model, not a curated record.
AAAAUACUUGUAGCGAGUAGCAGUAAAGUUUGCAAGUGCCAUCACUAAUGUGCACUUGUAUAUGAACAUUUUGUCACUCUUGCAAUUAUUGUUUUGUAUAAAUUAGAAUUAAGUGGGAUACAGCAUGAAUAUAAUACGUGGUGAGGAUAACCUGGCGAAGCUGAAGGACUACAUACUCAACCCAGAUAUAUCGAUACACGAUCCACUGCCCGAUGUGUUGCCGCGUAAAUUCAAUGAAAUGCGUUUGUUGCAUAUUCCAAAAUGUGCGGGAAGCACAAAAUUAAUACCACGACGAGAUAUAUUAACUGGAGAGAUUCUGGAGUUUGUGGAGAUCGAGGUGGAGGACGUGGGCGCCAAUGCAUUCAAUUCAAUGUCCAUGCAUCGCGAGCCGGGUUUAUUGGAGGAAGUAACGCGUGGUUCACAUUUGAAUUAUCCCUUUUGGCCAGGAGGAUUUGAGGAGAGGAGCGAGGUAGCGUCCACCUUGGAGUUGGCACAAAUCGAGGUGGAGCUGGAUCUGGAGCAGCUGCUGACAGUGCCGCCGGGUUUUACAGCCGGACACGACUUUGCCGAGGAAAAACAAAGGAAACCCGCAGAGAAUCCGGUAGCUACAACAAAUGUGGAUCUCCUGGAUAAUCUGGAGCAGCAACUGGAUGUGCAGCAGUGGCUGGAGUUGACACGCAGCCAGAGCGAGACAGCAACAACAACAAAUGUUGCUGAUUCCCAAAAGGAUUUAAAAUUUCCCGCCGAUGUGGAUGAGCAGCUGUUGGAGGUGGAUUUACAACCCAUUUUAAAUAUAUCCAGCACACAGCAGAGCUUCAGCAGCGAUUGGGCUGAAAUGGUGGACAUGAGUCAACCCAUUGACAACUUUAAGGCACAGAUACCAGCUCCCGCUCUGGAAUUCCCCUUUGAACUGGAUGUGUUCCAGAAACAGGCCAUACUCAAGCUGGAGCAGCGUCAAUAUGUCUUUGUGGCGGCACACACAUCCGCCGGAAAGACUGUCGUAGCGGAGUACGCCAUUGCCAUGUCCAAGCGGGAUUUAACACGCACCAUUUACACAUCUCCCAUUAAAGCGCUGUCCAAUCAAAAGUAUCGGGAUUUUCGUAAAACCUUCAAGGAUGUGGGUUUAAUCACGGGCGAUCUACAAAUUGAACCCACUGCAUCCUGUUUGAUUAUGACCACGGAAAUACUACGCUCCAUGUUGUAUUGUGGUUCGGAUAUAACCCGGGAUCUGGAAUAUGUCAUCUUUGAUGAGGUGCAUUAUAUUAACAAUCCAGAGCGUGGACAUGUCUGGGAGGAGAUUAUUAUACUACUGCCCGAUCAUGUCAAUAUUAUAAUGCUGAGUGCCACAGUGCCCAAUACCAUGGAACUGGCGGAUUGGGUGGGCAGCACCAAGAAACGCAAGGUUUAUGUAAUUAGCACCCUUAAACGUCCUGUUCCCUUGAUGCACUACCUCUAUACGGGUGCCGGGGGCAAGAGCCGUGAUGACAUCUUUCUCCUGGUGGAUGCACAGGGCAAGUAUCUCCAGGGCAACUAUGAGCGGGCUGUGGAGCGCAAAAAGGAGAUGAGCAGCUCCAAAACCGGAGGCGGUUCCUCCAACUACAUCAACAGCAAGCAGGAGCAAUACAUCUGGACGGGUUUGAUAGACUUUCUGAAGCGGCACAACAAGAUGCCAGUGGUGGCUUUCACACUAUCCCGGAAUCGCUGUGAUGCCAAUGUGUUGGCACUGAAAUCCGUGGAUCUGAAUACGGCCAAGGAGAAGGGAGCCGUGCAAAAGUUCUUCCUACAAUGUCUGGCCAAGCUGAAGCCUCCGGAUCGCACAAUACCACAAGUGUUGGCACUAAAGGACUCCUUGGAACGUGGCAUUGGAGUGCAUCAUAGUGGCAUUCUGCCCAUACUCAAGGAGAUUGUGGAGAUGCUGUUCCAGAAUGGACUGGUCAAGUUGCUCUUUGCCACAGAGACCUUUGCCAUGGGUGUUAAUAUGCCUGCCCGAACCGUCAUCUUUGAUUCCAUCAAGAAAUUCGAUGGUCUGGAGAUGCGAAAUUUGAAACCUGGUGAAUAUAUACAGAUGGCUGGACGUGCUGGCAGACGUGGACACGAUGAGAAUGGCACGGUUAUACUCAUGUGUAAGACUGGAGUGCCGCCUUCGAUGGAACUGCGUCCCAUGAUUCUCGGAUUGCCGGAGAAACUGCAAUCUCAGUUUAUAUUACGCUAUGCGGUGAUUCUCACCUGUCUGCGCAUUGAGAGCAUCAAGGUGGAGGACAUUAUGCAGUAUAGCUUCAAGGAGUUCAAGCAGAAACUCCAGUUGCCCACACAGCAGAAGCUGCUCCGAGUGGCGGAAGAUAAGUUCGCCAUGUUGCCCACUCUGGGUGAACAUCUACAGCCACUCAUCUAUUUCUACGACAAGUCGGUGGAGUACUGGAAGGAGAAGCAUCGCAUAAUGAAAUUCAUUGUCACCCAGGCGAAAAUCCAAAAGGAACUCAAGGUUGGAAGGAUCAUAAUCAUCACACAUGGCACACACUACAACAAGUUGGCGAUCCUGCUCAAUGUAAAGUCGGUGCUCGGCAAGGACACGAUCUACAAGGUACUCGUGCUGGAUCAUCAGUUCAAGUCCAAGAACCAAGGUGAUACCAUCAAUCGCGGCGAGCUCUAUUAUAAGAUUCUCUCGCUGACGCCACAGCAUCGAUUCUUCCAUCCCGAGGGAAUUGGUGGGCACACAGUGCUGGACAUUAAAGCCAUCGAUAUUGUGAAUAUCACCAAGUCAACGAUUAAAGUGGAUGCGGAUGUCAUCAUAAGGAACUGGGAGCAGCGACAGUUGGAGAGAUUCAAGGAUGCACCACCAGGAGCAACGGUUGUCAAGGUUGUCACGGAGCUGCAACAAUUGAAUGAGGCGUUCAAUGCCAAUCCGGAUAGCAUAAAAUACAUCAACAUGUCCAAGGAGAUCAAUGUGAAUGCCGAUGACGAGAUGGCCAUGCUGAACUACGUGGAUCACCUGAAGCGACAGGUGGGCGAUGUCCUGCCACACACAAAUAUCGCCGGAUUCGAGCAGGAAUUCGACAAAGUCUACGAGAGACGUGUCCUGGAGAUUAACAUUGAGGAGCUGCGCUUCAAGAACUCGGCCAAGAAUCUCACCCUCUAUCCGGAUUAUUGCAACAAGUUGCAAGUACUGCGUUCCCUGAACUACAUUGAUGAGCUCAACGAGGUGACGUUGAAGGGCAAGGUCGCCUGUGAGAUGGGACAGAACGAGCUGAUGAUCACCGAGCUCAUCUUCUGCAACAUGUUCAAUGAUCUCGGACCCGCGGAAAUUGCGGCCCUCUUGUCCGGACUCGUCUUUCAGGCCAAGAUUAAAGGUCAGCCUGUAAUUCCGCCGACUUUAAAGGAAUGCGUUGCUGCCUUUGAACAAAUUAACGAUAACAUUCUGGCCGAGGAGCAGCGUUGUCAAGCGGGCAUUCAGGCCGAAAAUAAUCUAAACUUUGGACUGUUAGAAGUGGUCUACGAAUGGGCCAAAAACAAGCCCUUUGCCGAGAUCAUGAAGCUGACCGAGGUGCAGGAGGGAAUCAUUGUGCGCUGCAUUCAGCAGCUGGAUGAAACACUGAGGGAUGUGAAAACAGCAGCCAUACGCAUUGGCAACCCUGGUCUGCAGUCCAAAAUGGAGGAGGCCUCCGAGGCCAUCAAGCGUGACAUUGUAUUUACAGCCAGCUUGUACACAGAACUAUAAUACUGCCUCCCCCAAAAAACUAUGCUAUAAAUUCUGGCUUAGCCAAGAGAUAUUUUAAAAAAAGUAAAGACAAAAUUUCAAC